GAAACGGCCCGUGUGACCCGGAUAUUAAAUAAGGACCCGCCUCAAUUCUUCGUCCUGACGAAUCAGUGAUCGUAUUUACAUCUGAGUCCUGGCCAAUCAGCAGUUAGUAAAUAUUUCCGGCCGGAGAAGCAGCGGUAUUUUGUAGUGUACGACUUAAUAACGUAUGUUUAAGGCUUUUAACUUCAAUAAUGCCGUAUGCUAACCAGCCGACGGUGAAAAUCACAGAACUGACAGACGAAAAUGUCAAAUUUAUCAUUGAAAACACAGAUUUGGCGGUCGCAAACUCUAUCCGCCGUGUCUUCAUGUCCGAGGUCGCUACGAUAGCGAUUGACUGGAUCCAGAUUGAUGCUAAUUCAUCAGUACUGCAUGACGAGUUUAUCGCACACAGAGUGGGUCUGAUUCCUCUCACAAGCGAUGACAUCGUUGAGAAAAUGCAGUAUUCCAGGGACUGCACCUGUGAUGAUUUCUGUCCCGAGUGCUCUGUGGAGUUGACGAUGGACGUCCGAUGCACUGAAGACCAGACGCGGCAUGUCACCUCACGAGACCUUUUGUCCAAUAAUCCCAGAGUGAUCCCGGUGACUUCCAGGAGUCGAGACAAUGAUCCCAAUGACUAUGUGGAACAAGAUGACAUUAUACUGGUGAAGCUCCGUAAAGGUCAGGAGGUGCGGCUCAGGGCGUACGCAAAGAAAGGCUUCGGUAAGGAGCACGCCAAGUGGAACCCCACAGCGGGGGUGUCCUUCGAGUACGACCCCGACAACUCACUGAGGCACACAGUGUUCCCCCGGCCUGAGGAGUGGCCAAAGAGUGAAUACUCAGAGAUUGAGGAGGAUGAGGUGCAGGCUCCCUAUGACCCCAAUGGGAAGCCAGAGAGGUUCUUCUACAACGUGGAGUCGUGCGGCUCUCUGCGGCCGGAGACCAUCGUCAUGUCGGCGCUGGCUGUCCUGAAGAAGAAGCUGAGCGACCUGCAGACUCAGCUGAGCCACGAGAUCCAGAGCGACGUGCUCACCAUCAACUGAGGGCCCCUCCCUCACAGAGAAGACCUGCAUUCACACAGCUAUAUAUUAAACGGAGGACGGAUUCAGCGCUAUUCAGGUCACAUGUUCUUGGAUCUGUAUGUUAUCAAGGAAUAUGUGGACAUGUAUUCCUGAAAGCAGAGAUUGGAGCUUCUUCUGUCAAAGCAUCUGAUGCAUGGUCCGUGUCUGUCAGGGAGUUUGUGUCACAAUGAUACAAAUGUGAUUUUGUUGUUGGCAGUGUUACACUGUCCGAUUAUUAUUUUGAUAAAUGUUACUUUUGAAAUAAAUGUGUUUUAGGAAUAUGGUGUACUAAUUGUUGCUAAAAGUUUUUUAGUUUUUCACAAAUGUAAAUGUUCAAACACCUGGAUAAUCGGAAAACAAUCCUAUAAGCUUCUUAACAAGAGAAAAGCGAUAUGUUUAAUGUUAAACCGUUUGCAAAAGAAAAAAUUACAUUUAUUUUUUGGACAUUAAAUGUAUUUUCAAAUCUUA
Gymnodraco acuticeps is the source of this 1502-nucleotide messenger RNA. It is a transcript of the gene polr2c, whose product is annotated as polymerase (RNA) II (DNA directed) polypeptide C. Lineage: Eukaryota; Metazoa; Chordata; Actinopteri; Perciformes; Bathydraconidae. The transcript has 9 exons. The record is from RefSeq and is a predicted model, not a curated record. Gene Ontology annotation, molecular function: DNA-directed RNA polymerase activity; protein dimerization activity. Bases 189 to 1016 code for a protein of 275 amino acids. Gene Ontology annotation, cellular component: RNA polymerase II, core complex. Gene Ontology annotation, biological process: DNA-templated transcription.